Molecule: messenger RNA, 704 nt
Organism: Haliotis rubra (blacklip abalone)
Lineage: Eukaryota; Metazoa; Mollusca; Gastropoda; Lepetellida; Haliotidae
Product: thialysine N-epsilon-acetyltransferase-like
Exons: 5
Coding region: 178-687 (169 amino acids)
Molecular function (GO): N-acetyltransferase activity
Source: RefSeq, a predicted model, not a curated record
GAAAUUCCUCCAUUCCAUCAAAAUAUAAAUCACUUCUGAAACUGAAGCAAUGGCUUAACUCGAGUGAGACUUAGGUAGUGACCCCAUUCUGCUGAUACUGAACUCUGACGUAGUUACCCUGUCAUUCCUACAGGUCACGGAAACGAGCGAUCUCAAUGUGAUAAUACGACUUCAAGUAUGGCCGACGUCUCAGUAAGAGAAGCUAGCGAGGACGACUGUGACGAGAUCAUACGGUUGAUGCAGGAAUUUGCCACACACGAAGGCAAUUUGCAUCUCUUGAAGACCAGUGUCCAGACUUUGAAAAGAGAUGGCUUUGGAGAAAAGAAGGUGUUCGACUGUUUCGUGGCAGAGGAAACCCAAACGACAGGCAGACCUCGGCUCGUUGGUUACCUCUUGUACAUGUGGUCCUUCACAACCAUGUCUGGGCGCUUCCUGUUCGUUGAAGACCUCUUUGUGGAGAAAAACUUCAGAAGGAAAGGAGUGGGGUCCUUAUUAUGGGCCUCAGCAAUGAAGUUAGCCCUGUCCUGGGGAUGUGGAUAUAUGCAGUGGAUGGCCAAACGAAGGAACACAAUGGGAAUCAAUUUCUACAAAAAGUUAGGUGCUGUCGAAACAAACACUGAUAGCAUCAUGACAUUCACGUUAGACAACGACGCCAUGAAAACAGCCUGUUCAAAUAUAGUUUCGUAGUAAAUGGGUGAAUGCUG